This is a messenger RNA of Chenopodium quinoa (quinoa), 727 nucleotides long. Its product is annotated as histone H3.3-like. NCBI's taxonomy places the organism in Eukaryota, Viridiplantae, Streptophyta, Magnoliopsida, Caryophyllales, Amaranthaceae. Gene Ontology annotation, molecular function: structural constituent of chromatin; protein heterodimerization activity; DNA binding. The record is from RefSeq and is a predicted model, not a curated record. The coding region runs from base 22 to 432 and encodes 136 amino acids. Gene Ontology annotation, cellular component: nucleosome. The transcript is spliced from 4 exons.
UGUAGUUGAAAUUGAAUCGAAAUGGCUCGUACUAAGCAAACUGCUCGUAGAUCUACCGGUGGAAAACCGCCCAGGAAGCAGCUUGCUGCUCUAGCCACCGGGGGAGGAGAAACAAUUUCAGGAAGAGUGAAGAAACGUCGUCGUUUCCGUCCUGGAACUGUCGCUCUUCGUGAAAUUCGCAAGUAUCAGAAAAGCACCGAGAAGUUGAUCCGCAAAAUUCCCUUCCAGCGUCUUGUUCGUGAAAUCGCCCAACAAUUUAAGAUUGAGCUGAGGUUCCAGAGUGAUGCAGUGAUGGCACUACCGGAGGCGGCCGAGUUGUACCUUGUAGGUUUGUUUGAGGAGACUAACUUGUGCGCCAUUCAUGCUAAGAGGGUAACCAUCAAGCCCGAGGAUAUGCAGUUAGCUCGUCGUAUUCGAGGCGAGCAUGCUUAAGAAUGAAUGAAGAUUAUUGAACAAGGAUGUAAUGUUUAGCAGAUUUUAGGAGAUGGCAAGGGUGUGUUGAACUUUGUAGUUGUUCUGCUAGUGGUGGUGUAUAUACAUUCAUACGUACAUUCAUACAAUGAUACACAUAUACAUUGAUACCUAGCAAGUUGAAUAUGUUUUGGAUAUGUUUUUUCGCAUUUUAUGUUGUUGAGAUUGUAUUAGGGAGUACGCAUUUGUUUUGAACAAGUCAAUAAAAAUGCUUUUAGUGUUGAGAAGUCUGAAUAUAUAUAUUACUUUGUCUUGU